This is a messenger RNA of Plenodomus lingam JN3, 315 nucleotides long. Lineage: Eukaryota; Fungi; Ascomycota; Dothideomycetes; Pleosporales; Leptosphaeriaceae. The record is from RefSeq and is a predicted model, not a curated record.
AUGCAGACCGAGUCGCAUAUCCGUGACGUCGAGAGUAAUGCGACCGUCCAGGACAUCGACCUCAUUGGGCAGUUUGAAGUUGGUCAGCCUAUCCAGCAGCACUCUCACCAGCAAAUGCAGCCCGAGAGUCCCGCCGUCGCUGCCUGUCAAGAGGAAAAUGAAUGCGAUCUGGAGCGCACCGGCUGGCGCAAUGAGGUGGAAGGCCGACGUCAACGCGUGUCCCGAUACACCUCUUUUCUUCGCAGCCUUCGCAGCGUCCAUGCUCCCUCCAGCAAUGACGAUGGUCUGCACUCUGAUUCUCAUGACCCGUACUGA